Molecule: messenger RNA, 2097 nt
Organism: Capsaspora owczarzaki ATCC 30864
Lineage: Eukaryota; Filasterea; Ministeriida; Capsasporidae
Product: DEAD box polypeptide 1
Exons: 10
Coding region: 1-2097 (698 amino acids)
Molecular function (GO): nucleic acid binding; protein binding; ATP binding
Source: RefSeq, a predicted model, not a curated record
AUGUCCAAGCAGAAGCGCGGCGAUGUGCUGAUGGCGGCCGAGACUGGAAGUGGCAAGACUGGUGCAUUCUGCUUGCCUGUGCUGCAGAUUGUGCACGAGACAAACACGCUGAUCGCCCACUCCAAGGCAGCAACAGCUGGGGCGGCUUCCUCCUCUUCCUCCUCCGCAUCACAAGUUACGAUGAGCUUGUCAGACCGCGAUGCCACCUUUGCCAUCGCUGAAGACGGGUUGCUCUGCCAGAGUCGCUCUGCAGACUGGGCUGGUGCUCGCGCCACCCAAGGCAUUGCCAAAGGCAAGUACUACUACGAAGCAACCGUCACUGAUGAAGGUCUUUGCCGCCUCGGCUGGUCGACGAUCACAGCCAGCCGUAAUCUUGGCACUGACAAGCAGGGAUUCGGCUUUGGCGGAACCGGCAAGAAGGCGUUCGGCGGCCAGUUUGAAAAUUACGGCCUUGCUUUCGGCGUGAACGACACGAUUGGCUGCUUUAUCGACAUGGACGCGCAUCAGAUCUUUUUCUCCAAGAACGGAUCUCGCUUUGACAAGGCCUUUGACAUUCCUACCCAGCUCCAUCGCAUGCCAUUCUACCCUGCGGCCGUUGUGAAGAAUGCAGAGAUGCGCUUCAACUUUGGAGCCCAACCUUUCAAACACCCAUGCCCUGGAUUUGAGGCUGUGGCUCGAUGCCCGCGCGAUCAAGCUGGCCAGUCGGCGGCGGGUUCUGCCAAUCAGAAAAAGUCGCCGUCGGCGCUCAUUCUCGAGCCAUCUCGUGAGCUUGCCACGCAGAUUUAUGAUCAACUUAUGCUCUUCAAGAAGUACCUUGAAUCGGACAUUCGAAUCGGACUGUUUGUCGGUGGUGUUGCUGCCAAGGACCAAAUGGCCGAGUUGCGACGAGGUGUCGAUAUUGCGGUGGGUACCCCUGGACGUGUCGACGAUCUCGUCACAAGCGGCUCGCUCGAUCUUUCCCGCGUCCGCUUUUUGAUCUUGGACGAAGCGGACGGCCUGCUUGCGCAGGGGCAUCGCCAGCUCAUUCAAAAGAUUUUCAACGGCGUGCCCAAGGAUUUGGACAAUGGCCGCCGCCUCCAAAUGAUUGUGUGCUCCGCCACGCUCCACUCCAACGACGUCAAGGCGCUGGCGACGGAUUUGAUGCACUUUCCCACUUGGAUUGACCUCAAGGGCAAAGACGCCGUGCCAGACACGGUGCAUCAAGUGUGUGUGAAGGUGAAUCCCGCCCAGGAUCUUGCCUCUGCUGCCAAGACUGCCGGUUGCCCCGAACGCGUCGCGAUGCAGACGGACGGCGUGCACGUGCGCGAUGCCCCGAAUAUUCGCACCCACCCCGAGAGUCCAGAGGCCUUGUCCGAGAAGGUGAAGAAGCUCAAGCCGUUCUACCUGCUCCGGGUGAUUGAGGCGCUCAAGAUGGACCAGGCCAUCAUUUUCUGCCGCACCAAGCUUGACUGCGACCAUGUUCGCGACUUUUUGCUGGCUGCUGGAGGCUCCAACGCCCUGGUGAAUGCCUACUCGUGCGUGUGCCUGCACAGCGAUGUCCGUGACCGUGAUGGUGCCGUCAAGCAGUUCAAGAAUGGCGAGGUUCGCUUCUUGCUGUGUACUGACGUUGCUGCCCGCGGCAUUGAUGUGACGGGGCUGCCGUUUGUUGUCAACUACACGUUGCCCGAUACGCCCGAGGUCUACAUUCACCGCAUCGGUCGCGUCGGCCGUGCAGAGCGGAUGGGUCUGGCGGUUUCGCUCAUCUCCGACGUGCCCGAAAAGGUGUGGUACCACACUUGCGCAAACCGAGAUCGCGGCUGCACGAACAGUGACUUGACCGAAAAGGGCGGCUGCACCAUCUGGUACGACGAGCCCGCACUGCUCCGGGGAGUCCAAGCGCAUGUUGGCGAAAAUGUGGCCGAGUUGACUGGCGACUUUGCCCUCUCUACGCAAACGCUGGCCGAUGGCAAGAUCGUGUAUGGCGAAAAGCGCGCAGCAGCGGGUGUGGACGAGUACCAAGCACACACCGCUCAACUCGCCCCUUCCGUUGUUGAGUUGGCUCAGCUGGAGGUGGACGCCCAGUACUCGUUCUGGAGUCUCAAGUCUCGUCAAUGGUAA